CCCAGCCCGGUCCAGCUCCGGCUUAGCCCGGCCCAGCUCUGCCUCAGCCCGGCCCAGCUCUGCCUCAGCUCCGCCCCGGCCCAGCUCCGCCCCAGAUCCGCUCCCGCCCGUCCCCGUUCCGCCCCGUGCGGCCUCCCCGGCGAUGGGGGCGUGCGAGCCCCCCAACUUCUCGUGGGUGGUCGAGGGCCGGCUGGCGGGGCUGGCGAUGCCGCGGGAGCCGGGGCACUACCGGUACCUGCGGGAGCGCGGCGUGCGGCACCUGGUGUCCCUGACCGAGCGGGCGCCGCCGCACCACGGCUGCUGUCCCCAGAUCCAGCUGCACCGCCUGCGAGUGGCCGACUUCACCCCGCCGAGCCCCGAGCAGAUCCAGAGCUUCCUGAGGAUCGUGGAGGAGGCCAACGGCCGCGGGGAGGCCGUGGCAGUUCACUGCAUGCUGGGCCACGGCCGGACGGGCACGCUGCUGGCCUGUUACCUGUGCAAGGAGCGACACCUGGCCGGCGGCGACGCCAUCCGCGAGAUCCGGCGGCUCCGGCCGGGCUCCAUCGAGACUGCCGAGCAGGAGCGGGCCGUGAUCCGCUUCUGCCAGUGCCUGCGCUCUGGGGAGGACGGCGAGGAGACCUGAGCACGGAUGGAUCCAUGGAAUCGGGCAUCCCGAAGUGCCGGGCGUUGCCAGCCCCGUCUGUCCCCUCCUGCAUUAAAGGACUGGCCUGUGGCUUCCCUCCA
Molecule: messenger RNA, 723 nt
Organism: Hirundo rustica (Barn swallow)
Lineage: Eukaryota; Metazoa; Chordata; Aves; Passeriformes; Hirundinidae
Gene: DUSP23
Product: dual specificity phosphatase 23
Exons: 4
Coding region: 143-622 (159 amino acids)
Biological process (GO): cilium assembly; protein dephosphorylation
Molecular function (GO): protein tyrosine/serine/threonine phosphatase activity
Source: RefSeq, a predicted model, not a curated record